GCAGAAUAACGGGAAAACGAAUGAUAAAGCAAAUGUAAAGAGACGACAGAGCAGUGAGCAGGAAUAUAUAUUGCAAUUUGUCAGCUUUCUUGAUUUCUGCUUUCUAAUUUCUCGUAACGUGACAACAUGGAAUCAAUGUAUUCGUAGCAAUGGAUUUUCACCUAAACUCUGAAUCAUUUCGAACACGUCUUACAGAAAUUUUAUCGUAUGGAAGGUCAGUACGUCUUCAGGGACUGUGUGCUUCAAAUCUGGGGAUAAGCAGUCAGCACUUUUGGUGUAAAAUCUCUGUUACCGAGGGGUGCGUAAAGACAGACGCGUUUGAAAAUGAACGCUCUGUUGUUCCAGUUUAUACAACCAAACAGGACGCCAAGCGACAAGACACUCUUAGGUGACAUGGAAGAGGAAGAUCCAGAUGCGGAGGUGCGAAAGAAAUUGUUGGAAAACCUCAAAAAAGAGGUCAAACAACUUAUGGAAGAAGCUGUCACAAGGAAGUUUAUUCAUGCAGACAGCUCUAGUAUAACCUCCCUUUGUGGUGCUGUAGAGGCAGGCAUUGCACAUGGCUUGAAGAAAAGAGCCGCUGGUCUUCUUCCUGCCCAGGACACCCAGGCUGUUUUGGAAAAGCUUGCUCGUUUAUCAGAACCUGCUGCUGAACUGGUCAAGAAACUCUCUGGGGAAGAGGAGAAAAGCAAGGAUGGAACUAAGAACACAUCAGCAGGUUCUGCAGAAAGCCCAUUACUCAAGUUGAAAUUAAACUUCUCUGCAUUGAAUGGAAGCAACAAGAAGAUAAAUGGAUAUAACAUCAGUGGCCAUUGUGGCAAAUUUUUGUGGAUUAGAAUAGCUCUUUUAGAAAAGUUGCUGGGAAAAAUUGUGGAGGAUCUUCAAAAUAAUGCAAGUCAAUUUUAUGAGCCUGAAGCCCUACUUAGUGAUCCAGCUGAUGGAAGAAUAUUUAUUGAACUUUUAGAUGGUCCAAGUGCUUUAGACUUUUCAAAGAUGAAAACACCAGACAGUUAUUGGACUGAUCCAACAGCGGAUGAGCUUGUUCAAAGGCACAGAAUACACAGUGGGUUAUGUCAGCAGUCACCUACAACACCAACAUCCCAGCGACCACAGCUGGGUGUAACAAAGGCCUCUUAUGAUGAAAACUUAGCAGUGGCCCCAUUAUUAGCAAGAGAACACAUAGAGUCUCUUCACCAGAACUCGCAUGCUGCCCUCCUGUAUGGGAAAAACAAUGUCUACCUUGAACCACAUGAAGAACACCCAAUUGCUGGAUACCUGUCACUACAUAAAAGCAAUGAGAGUUUGCUGCUGAAAUGGACACCUAAUAAGUUGAUGAGUGGUUCCUGUGAGCGAGAGAAGAGCCAGUUUUGGGAUUAUGCACUGACCGUGAACUUAAAUGAUGUGGUGUAUAUUCACUGUCACCAGCAUGGUGGCUAUGGAGUGGUUAUUCUCAUAGGACAAGAUGGAGUCCAGCGUCCACCAAUCCGUUUUCCUACAACUGGGUCUCUGUUGUCAUUCUUAAACUGUCUUGAGAAUGGUCUCCACCCUCAUGGUGAACUCGACCCUCCAUUGUUUAACCCACGCUCCAAGGGCCUUGCCCUUCCCAGCCUGAAGAAACCACUUUCAGGAUCUAACUUGCCACUGAUGUCUUUCUCCAAAGGAGAAAACACAAAUCAAGAUUAUGUCUUUAGACUUGUUUCUGGAACAAAACCUGAUGUUGUUGUGUCCGAGGAAAUGGAUAGAUGGUCCUCCCAAAGAUCUUCCAAGAAGCAAGGAGGGUUACCAUGGAGACGUCAGGACCUAAGUUCAAGGUUACAGUCCAGCUUUAGACGAAACCAGAAACAAUCCUCGCCUCACACAAGGGAAUGUCUCAGCACUGCAUGCGAAACUAUGAGACGACAAAUCACUUUAAGAGCUUUCAAUGGAUGGUUUUCGUACGUGCGCCACCUCAAAACAGUUAGAACGCAUUUGUUAUGGCUAGUUAAUCACAGCAACACCAAUUCCGAAGAGAACGGAGUCGAUUACGCCCAGGGACUUACUGAACAAACAUGGAGAAGCAUGUGCAGUAAUGGAAAGGUUAAUGACGAGGAUAAAGUUAAGAAGUAUGUCUACUUCGGCGGAGUAGAACACUCCAUCAGAAAAGAGGUGUGGCCUUAUUUACUGGGACACUACAAAUUUGGAAGCACACCUAAAGAUCGUCAGGCAACUGACAAGGCUGCUAACGAAGAAUUUCGUUCCAUCAUGGAGGAAUGGAAAGAAGUAGAGAGUGUGAUUCGACAGCACGAGAAAGAACAAGAAAUGGAUGGUAUCUCUAUGGACAGCACAGGCAGUAGAGAUGAAGUCUUUGAACAGUUGGAAAUGAUCAGUAGCGGCUUAGAAAAAUCUGAGAAUUUCAAUCGUCAGAGGGUCAGUAUCGAGGAACCCGAGAUUGAAGGACUUGAUGAGGCUGCAAAAGCCAGGUUAAUGAAUGGACAGCUUAUUAUUCCAGCGAAAAAUGGCGAUGAUGCCGAAAGUGGGUGUUGUAGCGACUGUGGGGAAGACAAUGGCAAGUUCAUGUCAAUGUCAAGAACAUGCCAGCGAUGUAGCAAGAGAUUUCAUUCUGCUGUGGAAAUGAACAGUCACGGGACAGGUCACGUUCCAAAUGGCCAUGAUUCCACGUACAGUGACACCAACGCGCGGGAGGAGUCACAGCAGACCAGUCACGACACGGACACGGAGGUCCCAGUCCUUUGUAAACAAUGUAGCCAGGGAAGCAUUGGGUCUAGAGCAUCGUGUCCAUACUCGACUGAUCUCCUUGAUGACUUUGGUUUAAAUCUUCAUCGAAUCGAGAAAGAUGUCUUGAGAUGUGAUAGAAAUUAUCCAUACUUUACUCACGAAAACCUUGAUAAACUAAGAAACGUCAUUAGCAGUUACGUGUGGAAGACCUUGGAUGUUGGUUACGUUCAAGGGAUGUGUGAUCUCGUUGCCCCAUUGCUUGUCGUCUUUGACAAUGAGGCGAUAACCUACAGCUGUUUCGUGGAUCUCAUGCAGAGAAUGAACAGUAACUUCCCACACGGCGGAGCUAUGGACACGCAUUUUGCAAACAUGAGAUCUUUGAUCCAAAUUCUCGACCCUGAAAUGUUCGAACAUCUUCAGCAAAAUGGCGACCUCACACAUUUCUACUUCUGCUACAGAUGGUUCCUUCUUGACUUCAAACGAGAACUUCUCUAUGAAGACGUGUUUGUAGUGUGGGAAAUCAUCUGGGCAGCUAGACACCUUGCCUCAGAACACUUUGUUCUUUUUAUCGCCCUUGCACUGCUUCAAUUUUACAGGGAUAUCAUUUUGGACAACAAAAUGGACUUCACAGACAUCAUUAAGUUCUUCAAUGAAAUGGCUGAGCGUCAUAACGCGAAGGCGGCACUGAAGGUCGCGCGGGGUCUGGUUGCAAAAGUCCAAGACCUUAUCAAGAACCAGUAAAACAGGAUAAACGCUGGUAACGCAAACGACAUAACCGAGAAUGAAUGGACUUAGGAAAUAUGUUCUUUAUUAUUUAACAAGCUCAGAGCUUUAAGGUAUUGUGAGGUGGAAGUACAACAGACGACGCUUAAAAAAAGCAAUGGCAGUAGAUGACCAACUACAAAGUGUUAAGUUUUGUAAAUAGAUUGUUAUCCGUCGCCGUUGUAGACAUCUUUUGGGCAAUUUUAAGUUAUUAAUAAUGAAUGGAUAUAUUUCAUUGUAACAGACCAGCUACAUGUGCUGGUGUAACACUCAAGCAGCGGGUCAUAAAUUAUGUAAUUGUAGUUGUGUAUAAAAUUAAUGUUCCGAUCCAGCUCUGAAAUGUUUGGGUGGUGGUAGGAGCGGGGGGGGGGGGAGAGGGGGGAAGGAAGGGGUCCUCUUCCCUAACUUAGUGGAAACAGUUAAAUAGUUAUUUAAAAUCGUUAUUUAAAGCAAGUAAACGGCAACGUAUUGCAUAUGAUCUUUCAUUGUUGAUGACUUUCGGUGACAAUUGUUAACUUAUUUGUCUAGUUCUGUUUACAAGCUACACCUAGAGUGCCAUGUGGAAAACAGAUUAGCAUUUCUUAAUUUUAUUGUAAUGUUUUUAAAAUGUUGUUAUCGAGAGCCACAAAAGUCCAAAUAUGCUUGAUGUUAGUCAUUAAUUUGCCAUCGAAUUCAGUAAUCAUACUAUAUAAAUUGAAUAUAUUUUGGUACCCGCUCGUCGAGUUGUAGGCACCCGUUAAUGAGGUGCAGGGACAUGGUACAGGUUCGUGUUCCCUAAAAUUGCUUCAAUUAGUUUUUUGUGUUGAUACCAAAACAUUUGGUUUAUCAAAAAUUGGAAAGUUGAGGUCUGUAAACCGAAGAAUGUCUGGUUGAUAAUUUACUUAGCCCAUGCUAAACUCAUAAUUAUUGAUUCAUUAUAAAUUUAAGUAUUUAUUAGCUCACAGCUACUAUACGUUGGGACGAAUCAGAGCUGCUAGUAAAGUAUUUAUAACAAACAAAGUAAAACAGUAGACAAAAAUACCAAAUCAAUCGGUUCCUUUCAUUUGAUUUUUUUACGGUAUUCAUAAGCCUGCGUGACCUCGCGAUUAACUUUUUUGUGAGGUUUCCGCGCUAUAAAAGUGGUUCUGACGCAUGCUAUCCUUUACAGAAGUGGCAUUUAUUUUUGUAGCUUUUUGAAUUUCUAUGUUAGGUAUAUUGUUUCCUUAUCGAACAGGCAGCUCUACUAUUAUACUCUGAUAUGUUUACUUGUUACUGAGUAAUAAGUCAGUUUGGGGAAAUUUUCAAUUGACUGUCAACAGCCAUCUGCGCCGUAAUUGGUCGAGAACAUAUGUGCCAUUCUCUGAACCAAUCAGACGAAAAGUAUAAGUCAAUCGUGUCUCGUCAACAGUGUUUUCCCGCCCUUUUGGUAGUUUACCUGUUAUUACUUUGAGUUUUAAUUGGCUAAUGAUGGUGUUUAUCUUUGUUAUGAUUGGCCGUUGUGAUUGCUUCGGUUUUGGUUUGUCGUAAGUCAAUUGAAAACUGCUCUGGUCAAGUGACUUCGUUUUCAGGGUGCUGUGGAACAGAAAGAGGGCGAAGUGUAUUGUACAAACAAAUAUGCGACAAUACAAGUAAAAUGAAAAUAUAAAUGA
Messenger RNA from Pocillopora verrucosa, 5102 nucleotides. Its product is annotated as small G protein signaling modulator 1. Gene Ontology annotation, molecular function: GTPase activator activity. The record is from RefSeq and is a predicted model, not a curated record. NCBI's taxonomy places the organism in Eukaryota, Metazoa, Cnidaria, Anthozoa, Scleractinia, Pocilloporidae. Gene Ontology annotation, biological process: activation of GTPase activity.